UUUAAGGAUGAUAGGGGUAUUUUUGACCCAAAAUAAGUUCGGAGGAUAUUUUAGCCCUUUUUCCAAAAUAGAGGGGUAUUUUUGACCCUUUUCCCAAAUAAUAAUGAAAUAGAAUUGCCAGCCACAUAGUUAAGUAUUUGAUGGAUAUCAAAACUAUAAUAUUUUGACAAAUUUAAAGAUCUAGAUCUGCUCAAAAAUAUAUUUAAGGAACUAUUUAAUACUUACCCCAAACAUAUGGUUUUCUCAACUUUUGUACUUGUAGGAUUUUCUUAUAUAGUUAUUAUCUUAACCAUUUGUCAUAUUUAUGCUUUACGGCAAAACAUAAUUUAGCGUAUAAUUCAUUAAUCCAAAUAGGGAAAGUUGAGAAAUGGGAAAGAAAUAGCAGUGAAAAGGCUAUCAGAGACUUCAAAUCAAGGAUUGGAAGAGUUUGAAAAUGAAGUGAUCCUUACAGCAAAAUUACAACAUGUAAAUCUUGUAAGAGUUGUGGGAUUUUGCAUUAAAAGAAAAGAAAAGAUGUUGGUGUAUGAACAUAUGCCCAACAAGAGCUUGGACUGUUACAUUUACAAUCAAGGCAGACGACUACUUCUAGACUGGGGAAAAAGAGUGCAGAUAAUUGAAGGCAUAAUUCAGGGGUUGCUAUACCUCCAAGAAUACUCAAGAUUAACAAUCAUUCAUAGGGAUUUGAAAGCCAACAAUAUUCUAUUGGACACUCACAUGAAAUCAAAGAUAUCUGACUUUGGAAUGGCAAGAAUGUUUAAGGAGGAUGAAGUUGAAGCAAAUACAGACAGAAUAGUUGGAACACUGGGUUAUAUUCCACCUGAAUAUGUAGAGCAGGGCAUCUAUUCAAUGAAAUCUGAUGUUUUCAGUUUUGGAGUACUUCUUCUUCAAAUCAUAAGUGGAAAGAAGAAUACAUGCCUACGUGGUUCAGAUGAACAACUAAACCUUCUUGAAUAUGCAUUUGAGAUGUGGAAAGAAGGUAAAGGAAUGGAGUUUAUGGAUGAGUCACUUGAUGAUACAACAUCAUCUUGCAAACUAUUGAAUUGCAUGCAAAUUGCACUAUUAUAUGUCCAAAAAAAUCCAUUGGAAAGGCCUACAAUGUUGGCAGUUUCCAAUAUGUUCAAGAAUAUUGCAAAUUUAGCUAUGGUUUCUCCCAAGAGGCCUGCAUUUUCUACAAGGGAAGAUGAAGAAGGUGACAAUGUGAAAGGGGAAUCGCUGGAAAUCGAAGAAGUUGACACUGCAACUAUUACACAAUUGGUUGCAAGAUGAUAUGUAUUAUUCCUUUUCCUACUUUAUAGGAUUUUAUGCAGUGGAGGCUCAAAUAUAAUUAACACUUCAACCAUUAUUUAUAGGUAAGAGCUAGUGGCGGAUCCAACAUUUUAA
Molecule: messenger RNA, 1380 nt
Organism: Lycium barbarum (goji berry)
Lineage: Eukaryota; Viridiplantae; Streptophyta; Magnoliopsida; Solanales; Solanaceae
Product: G-type lectin S-receptor-like serine/threonine-protein kinase CES101
Exons: 4
Coding region: 514-1266 (250 amino acids)
Biological process (GO): protein phosphorylation
Molecular function (GO): ATP binding; protein kinase activity
Source: RefSeq, a predicted model, not a curated record